AUGUCGGUCAGUAAUAUUGCGAAGCGCCCGACCGCAUCAUCCGCCAAGAGUGCAGCAUCGCCAUCGUCGGCAAUCUCAUCACCGCACACUUCUUCGGCCUUGGAGGCUUCUAGAACUCAGUUCGCAAGUGAGGAGUCCGAGAAUGGCAGCAAUGAGAAUAUACCUUCCAGAUUCAGCAAGGAACAUCUUCUGCUCAUCGAUUCUGACGACCAGAUUGUCUACUCGGGCCCGUCGACCGUCAUGCCCUUAUUCGCCCGCCUUGGCCUGCUUCAUACCGUCGAGGUCUCCGAGAGCGACAAGGAAGUUUCCCAUUUCACGUCACACUCUGCGGAGGCGCUGGGGAUCACAAGAGCGGCGACAUCUUCGGACAACUACAUUGACCUGUGUCUCCAGGCUUGUCCAAAAGGCCUCGUGAACAGACUGAUCAGUCAGCAUAUGAACAACCCCGUUUUCUUCCCGCUACUGCAUACCCCAUCAUUCCUGUCCGAGUUCAACGCAACGAUCGAGCGUAGGCUGCCGUGCACAGCUCAGUAUGGAGCCAUGCUGAUGGCCAUCCUCGCCGUGACGGUCCGUUUUGUCGGGAGCGCCAGAGCUCUACUCCCACCCCAGGAGACAUGUCAAGCUGGCGAAGCCUACAGUGAGCUUUCCCAAAACUUGCUGCGGCUCAGCAAGAACAAGCUCGAUAUCCGCUACAUCCUGGCUCUCUACCAUCUUGCCUUGUUCUCCGAAGGCCACACAUCACCUGGCUCGGCCUCGAUCUUUGUCGCAGAAGCUGUCAGCCUGGCAUUCGCAACCGGGCUGCAUCGCAGUACUGUGGAGUUCAGGAUGGACCCCGUCACAUUGCAGAUCCGCACUCGCCUGUUCUGGGCGCUGUAUAUGCUCGAUAUCACGCUCUCAUAUUCCCAAGGACGGCCUCCGCUCAUCAAACUAUCGGAAUGCAACGUUGAUCUGCCCAUCGUCAUUAGCAACGAGUACAUCAGGAAGACGGAGAUUCUCCCUCAACCAGAUGACAGUCCACCGCUCGCCAUAGCAGCCGCUGUCAAGACGUUACAGAUAUACAUAGUUCUAGAGCAGGUGCUAUCCGCCAUAAACGCCCCUUCCAAGUCACCGGCAGCUGCAUAUUCUCUGAGUGACGCCCCGACCAACCGCAGCGAGCUCAUGAGGCGAGCGCAGAUGCGGCUUGAUGAGAUUGAGCGUCAACUCCCGUCCUAUCUGUCACAGACCGAUAUCACCCCGAGCCCGACGUCGAGUUUCCUCUUCUCCUGCCGCGUCCGGACAGUGUUCCAGUUCGUCCGGACCCUCAUAGCCCGGCAAGCACUCAUGGAUGAGCUGGAGGACGGCGGCGACCCAGCUCAGACGGAGAGCGCCAGCUCCGCCACACUGGAAGCCUGCCGUCUCUCCGUAGACACGGUGAAGACGUAUUCUCGCUUGCGGCACCUCGGUCUUCUCCGCUUCUGCGGAUUCCAGGCUGUCUCCCACAUCACCACCGCCGCCCACACGCUCAUCGCAUGCAUGCUGAAGGACUCGAAUCUCACGCUCGAGCACAGGCCAGACCUGCUGCUGGCCAUCGACAUCUUGUCCAUCUUCGCGCCGCUCAUCCCGCACGCCGAGACGGUCGCCCAGUCGCUCCUCCAUCUGUCGCGGGAUCUGGAUCGCAAUAAUAGCUCGACUCCUCAUGCUGAAGCUGCUGAAAUCAGGGUGCUUGCCCGGCGAAUGGCACGCUCAUCCCCAAAAGGUGCGGCAAUCGACCCUUCACGCCAACAAGGAGGCCUAGCCCAGAGAUUGGAUGCCGAAUCCUUAUCGGGAAGCGUAGCUGCGUCGCAGGACUCUGCUGCAUCGUUCGAUCAUCAGCAGCCACCUGGCUUGGGCGGUAACCCUCUGUUUAUGUAUCAGGGAGGUGAGACGGGUAUAGUAUGGCCCUCCUCCGCACAUUCCGAGAUGAUUGAUCCCGCGUGGAUGUACGGUGUGUCGGACAAUACAGUGUGGGAAGACAGCUUUUCAUUCCUCAAUGAUGGAUUGUUCAGGAAAAUUUAG
This is a messenger RNA of Geosmithia morbida, 2034 nucleotides long. RefSeq names its product Fungal trans. The record is from RefSeq and is a predicted model, not a curated record. Gene Ontology annotation, molecular function: DNA binding; zinc ion binding. Lineage: Eukaryota; Fungi; Ascomycota; Sordariomycetes; Hypocreales; Bionectriaceae. Gene Ontology annotation, biological process: DNA-templated transcription. The transcript has 10 exons. Bases 1 to 2034 code for a protein of 677 amino acids.